AUUUUCCGCCCUCUAAUUCUCCAUCAAAACAAUAACUUACACAUCACCCCCCUACUUGUUUCUCUCUCUAUCCAGUAUCCCCCUCUCUCGAUCUUUACGGCUUCAAAAUCUGUAUCUAUUGAUCUUCAUAAGCCUCGAUUAUCGCUAACUGAUUUCGCUGUCGAUUCAGUUUAGGGAUUUACAGAUCUGUUUUUCGGUUCAAUAUGUUUUGGAAGCUCACACAACUUUCCUGUUCUCCGGUUGAAGAAGUGUUAGACAAGGAAAACUUCACAUUGGAAGAGCUUCUUGAUGAAGAAGAGAUAAUCCAAGAAUGCAAAGCUUUGAAUAGCCGCCUGAUAAAUUUUUUGAGAGACAGAGCUCAAGUUGAGCAGUUGCUACGAUACAUUGUUGAAGAGCCUUCCGAGGAUGCUGAUAGCAAAUGGAAGUUUAAGUUCCCUUUCAUUGCAUGUGAGAUAUUCACUUGUGAAAUUGAUGUCAUCCUUAAGACUUUAGUGGACGAUGAAGAGCUAAUGGAUUUGCUCUUUUCAUUCUUGGAGCCCAACCGUCCUCAUUGUGCGUUGCUUGCUGGGUAUUUUAGUAAGGUUGUGGUGUGCCUCAUGUUGCGGAAGACUAUUCCACUUAUGAAUUAUGUCCAGACCCAUCAUGAUGUUUUCCGCCAGAUGGUAGAUUUGAUUGGUAUUACAUCCAUAAUGGAGGUUUUGGUGCGACUUGUAGGCGCUGAUAUCUACCCCAAUACUAAGGAUGUAAUGCAAUGGUUGGCUGACAGCAAUUUAUUAGAAAUGAUUGUGGAUAAAUUGAGUCCCUCUGUAAGUCCAAAAUAGAUAGCACUUUUUUGCGUUGGUUUUGGUGAUAUAUAAUGCACUACGAUUAAGAAUAUAUUGAUUGUCUAUGUAUUGGGCAUAUGGUGCAUUAAGUAAUCUGGGUUUUCUGACUUGAUUCUGUCAUUUAGUGUCUCCCUGACUAUGUUUUUCGUUGG
Messenger RNA from Capsicum annuum, 976 nucleotides. Its product is annotated as serine/threonine-protein phosphatase 6 regulatory subunit 2-like. Gene Ontology annotation, molecular function: protein phosphatase binding; protein phosphatase regulator activity. Lineage: Eukaryota; Viridiplantae; Streptophyta; Magnoliopsida; Solanales; Solanaceae. Bases 204 to 821 code for a protein of 205 amino acids. The record is from RefSeq and is a predicted model, not a curated record. The transcript has 8 exons.